Molecule: messenger RNA, 3981 nt
Organism: Diachasmimorpha longicaudata
Lineage: Eukaryota; Metazoa; Arthropoda; Insecta; Hymenoptera; Braconidae
Exons: 6
Coding region: 1117-1863 (248 amino acids)
Source: RefSeq, a predicted model, not a curated record
CCUCCAACCUGACGUAUCACACGGCCCACCACACGCGUGGCUAACGUACGUUCAAUUCAGCCCGCGUGAAAGACAUCAAAGUGCCGAACAAGUGUCUGAUUCCAUAAUUAAUUGAUCUGCUUGGAAGGAUAAAAUCAGGAGGGCAGAAUGACUGAGUAUAACAUCCUUUGAUCGUUAAACUUAAAUUUCAUUGUUUGAUUCUCCAUCUUCUACGCUAUGACGCAGAAAAUUGACGAGAAUUACCAGUGAUGAGGAUGCUGAAGAGAAUCAUUAGGUGUCGUCCAAAGGCCAAUGAAAUUCAUCCGCCGAUUGUCAGAAAAUCUGAUAGCAAAUAGUGAUCUUUGAGCACCUGAGAGUCACGAUAAUCUUCCAUGCGUAGCAAUUACACCCAUCACCUGUCGCGAUGUGUUGUUAAUCCUCAUUAUACUCGUCAAACAUACCUGCCUCCCACUUCGCCAAGUCAUCUUAAAAUCCGUGAGUACAUAAGAGACGAGGAAUUCAGGCGAUUGGCAACAGUAAGGCCGCGUGAUCAUCAGGUGGAUGAAGGGAUGUUACCGAAAAUAGUGCAAACAUUGUGUUGAGUAUUAUUUGCUCAAUUCUAUAUCUGGUAUGUUUCGGUCUACAAAAAACAUCGUGUAUUGUACUCAUUACACUGAUCCUCUCAGUCAUUUUUUUUUUACAAGCAAGGUCACACUAUAUCGUUGUAGAUCGUGACGUAUGAUCGUGAUACAACAGCAAAAAAAAGUGAGGAGAAACAAAUCGGGUGUAAGAACGGAACAAGACAAUACGGUGAUUUCAUUAGUCUAAUGAGGAUCGUGAGGAGAGUAACUUGGGUGCAGGUCGACGUGGAUUGUCGACUGUUUUUCAUUGUUGUUUAUUGUCUUGGUGAUAGCCGUUUGAAGAAGUCUAUCAAGAAGAGGAGAAUUCGAAUUGAUGAGCGAUAGUACGUCCAAGUGGAAUUUUUUUGUUUUUAAAUUGGCGAGGAAGCGAAGGAGUCGGCUGAUUGAAGUGAUGAAAGUGCCGGGUGAUUGAGCAAUAUUUUUUUUAAUUGCUGGCAGAAGUGAACGACGAGUGGAUAAUUAUUGUUUAUUAGGUGAUUUUGUGAUUGAGUUGAGGAUGAGCGUUGCUGUUGUCAGUGUCACGGACGCCGCUGAGAUGGACCCCAAGGAUCAUUACAUUGUGGAAGGGUCUGCACUUUCCACGGCCGCCGAGGAUGUGCGCGACGGCAUUCAGACACCUGACAAUGACACUGAUUCCUUGCAAUUGUAUUCGCAUCUGGAUCCACCAGUGGAUAGUGUCUAUAUGAUAUGUGGUGUACUAAUUGCCAUGAUCUUGGUCGGUGUGAUCAUUGUUCUUCUUGCUGUUACAAUCAGUAAAUUGCGGAAGAGGGAGGAUCAUGGAAACGAUCAGGUACAUACGGAUCAACCAUCGGUGGUACAAACAGCAACACCAGUAUCAGCUAUUGUAUCAACAACUGCAACAGCCCAAACUGUUAUAACAACAGCUGGAGAUAUACGUAACAAUGGUAUUGUUAAUAAUGGUGCAAUUAUAACAGCCAGCGAGCUUAGUAAUGGUGUUAUCGAUGGGAAUACGACGUUUGUUACCGAGACAACUGGUGAACAAUUUAUUUGGCAAUUUCCACCGCCAUAUCCACCCCUCACGCCACCGCCACAGUAUACCUUGUACAACGACCAGGAUACUCUCGUACAUGGACUCCAGGCGGACAGACCGGGCUUUGCAAAAGGCAUAAAGAAGAACAUUGGUGGACGUUGGCGUCGUCUCGUAAAGAGAAAACCAGAGACAGAUACAUGUGCCAUUCCUCCAGAGCUCAAGGAUCAGCUCAAAACGAUAUACGUUUAUUGACCCUCUUUCUAUCUUCACGAAAAAGUAAACGGACACACACAAAAAACAAUCUGAAAGAAUCCAUUGAUUUUUCACAUCGAUCGAAAAUGAUGAAAAACCACUUCCAACUCAGUAAUCAAUGCUUUCCUAUAUCGUAAGAUAGUUUAUUGUAUUAAGAGCGUGAACCGAAUGGUUUUGUGUGAACGACAGAGAAAGAGUUUGAAGUAGAAAAAGAAAAGGGAAGAAUGUGAGUGAGUGGCUCGCGAAGAGAGCAAGAGGGAGUAGAAAAAAGAAGCAAAAUGUAAAUGUAAAAAAAAUAGAGAGGAAGAAAGAAAGAAAGAGAGACAGAGAGAGAGAGAGAAAUAUGGGGGUUCAACGGUCUCGUGGGACACGAAGAUGCUGCAGCUCGUGACGACGAAAGAGCCCAGGGAUACGCCCUUCGGUAACGCCAUCUCACGUUAUUUAAAAAUCCACAUAUCAAUCUGGGUUGAAAGCAUUUUUGUUGCCUCGCGAUGAUGUUAAAAUUUCUAUUCCAUAUCCGUCAGACUGUUAGUGGACCUGUUGAAACAACAAAGAGCCAUUUGAGACGAACAAAAAAUAUGUAACAAAAAUAUCGACGAUUGUGCCUUUUUAUUCCAAUGAGCCGCUGUCCGCAGAAUUUUGUCAUGUCCCUGAAUUGUUGCACAAAUGAAAUUAAUGAUUUUUUGGGGAUGAAAAGGGAUUAUGAGGUAGAAUCAAUUCUGACAGCAGUUGUCCACGUGGCCGAUCAUUGUAGGUCUUUUUGUUAUUGAUGUAGAUAAAUUUGCGGAAGAACUCCAUGAGACUGAAAAUGUAAAAAGUACGACAAAACGAGUUACCUCGUAGCUUUUGUGUACGUUUUUACACGAUUUAGUAGAUACUAAAGUUGAUGAUUGAAUCAUAAAAUACCUGACGCUAGAGAAAAUUGAUGAAAAUGAGGACAAAAAAAAUGAAUUAUUUUAUCGUGAAAAAUACGAAUCACUAGUAUUAUUGUAUGCCUGAACUACGACGAAACGCAGGGACUGUUCUCAAGCAUAAUUUGAUUAUUAUUCUUUCAUCAUGUCCUUGAAUAUACUAUUCAUUUUAUUUAUCCUCCAGAUUGUCUUUCUUUUCACACAUUCACCCACACAUGCACACUUUUUGUCUUCGUUAUGUUAAAAUUCCAUUGCAAUUUGCUCGAAUAAAUGACAGUCCCGUAUUACCACGUUGUAAAUAGGUGUAUAAAGCAAUAUAAGCGCGUACGACUUUUAUUCUUGUAAUUUUAUCAUGAAUGUGUUUUUAUUUGUCAAGAUGAGGGAUAAUAUGAAUGUUGGGAGGUUGGGAAAAAAAUGGCCGAGUGGUUGUAACAGCAUUCGAGAUCGCAGCUAAUGUCACAUUUUUUUCAUUCUCGUAACUUCUUUAUUCUGGAAUUUUUACCGUUGACGAGGCGUGCGAUGACGAGUACGGAUGUCCGGUGAUGCGAGGGUCUUUUUCUUUUGUUAUUGGACUCGUCAUUUUUUAAUUCUGGGAAAUUGGAAAAUUAUGGCUGAAUUAUGUUGCACAGCUUUUCCGUGAAUUCGUUGCAAUCUCGACUGUAAAGUUUGUCAAUCAUAGGAAUUGAAUUAUUUCAAAUUUGACUGGUGAAGUUUGAGAGGAAAUGCUUUGCUGAGAUGUUGCAUUUUUUGACGAUAUCUCUUGUUACUGAGAUAUUCAGUGCAGGUGCCACAUUUGGGGGAUCAUGUACUACCGCUCUGAAAAUAAUUGCGAUGGAAAGCUAGAGCAUUUCUUUCCUUUCUGUUAAUUUUUAAAUUUUCUGAGAAGGGAGACAUUGCAUUGUACCUUGAGCAGAAUGCUUUCAUGAGGGAAUUAUGAAUUCAAGAGAGAAUGUUGUAAUAAUCGAUCAAGUACCAACCAUGUGCCUACGAUUUGCGUUGAAUUGUGUUUUUUUUGUUUUAUAACGAUUAAUAUUUAGGAUGAGAGUUGUCUCUCACUACCUAGUCACUUGUUAAUAUUGUGAAAGUAAAAUGAAGGAAAAUGAUAAUUGUAAAAUAUAGGAUGGAAGAACUAGACGGCGCAGCUUGAUGAGUAAUUUCAGAAGAAGCAUCAUUUUAUUGAUGAACAAAUAAAGUAUUUCAAUCGGUA